AAUCGUCCCAUCUCCAACCAAUCACCGACCGUGGAACUCGAAAAGGUGUCUGAUCCUGGUGAUCCCACCCCGAACACUGUGUUCACCGCUGAUUCCACCGUUCCCGAAAAUGACCAGCCACCGAAGCCCUCGUCCGACGGUGCCACUUCGCCAGAUACCGGGACCCCCGUGUCUCAUCCUGAUCAUAUUCCCGAGAACAUUGAAACCGAACGUUCUACAUCCGAACCACUGGUGCUCGAGCCUCCAGUACUGAAUAUCUCCUACGGUCUUUCAAAUCGCCUUCAGUUUCCUGCCCCUCCGGUCCGACCAGUGAUCAACAACUCCUCCCGUCGAUUGCGAUUUCGGCUAGACACACUUUUGGCCCGACGUGUAGCAGCUGCCGAAGCAGAUAAAGCUGCCGCUAAAUCGGCUGAAGCCAACAUUGAAACUCUGGAAGAGGAUAUUCGGGAACUUGAGCAGGAGAGAACAAAGCUCACGAAUCGCCUUACCGAGUUGGCUGAACAGGCUCAGGAAGCUCGUACGGCAAAGGCCAAGGCUGUCAAAGCAAGACAAGCUGCAGGACCUGUUCCGGCUCUAAGACCACCCAUCCGUUCCGCUCCGUUCAUAGUGUCUGCAGCAGGAAAUCGUUCCGUCAAUUUGGCAGCCGCCAUUGCACAA
Molecule: messenger RNA, 657 nt
Organism: Echinostoma caproni
Lineage: Eukaryota; Metazoa; Platyhelminthes; Trematoda; Plagiorchiida; Echinostomatidae
Source: the annotation of a GenBank genome assembly